UUUUUUCCACAAAAGAGACACACACACUCUCUUUCACAGUUUCACUCCCUCUCUAUCUCCGUGUAAAAUGGAGCCGUGGCUCGACGACUUAGCCGACGACCUCCAGAGCCUGAGCUUCACCUCCACCGCCACCACUACCACCACCGCCACCACAGCCGACAUCAACCGCAGCACCAGCUCCGGCUCCGAGGCCACUCUCGCGGCCUCCUCCGGCCCGCUAACCUCCACCACCGCCAAGCCCCACGCGCCCUCCUCCGACCCCUGCUGGUCGGCCAUCCACCGGAUCCGGUCCGAGUCUCCGGCCCUCCAGCUCGGUCUAUCGGACAUCCGGUUCGCUGUCCGGCUUGGCUCCGGCGACAUCGGCUCCGUCUACCUCGCCCAGCUGAAGUCCUCCGAUGGCUGCCUCUUCGCCGCCAAGGUGAUGGACAAGAAGGAGCUAGCGAGCCGGAGCAAGGAAGGGCGGGCGAGGACCGAGAGGGAAAUUCUUGAAAUGUUGGACCACCCGUUCUUGCCCACUCUCUAUGCCAGCAUCGACGCGCCCCGGUGGCUCUGUCUCCUGACCGAGUUCUGCCCCGGCGGUGACCUUCACGUGCUCCGCCAACGCCAGCCCUCUAAACGCUUCCCCGAAUCUACCGUCAGGUUCUACGCGUCGGAGGUGGUGGUGGCUCUAGAGUACCUUCACAUGAUGGGGAUUGUAUACCGUGAUCUCAAGCCCGAAAAUGUGCUCGUUCGGUCGGACGGUCACAUUAUGCUCACUGACUUUGACCUCUCGUUAAAAUGUGACAGCUCUACAUCGACUGCUCAGUUAAUCUCUGAUCAAAAACCACCCACCCCGGCCCCACAAAAGGACUGCUCGGUUGAUCCACCUCCUUUCACCUCAUCUUCAUGCAUUAUUCCCAAUUGUAUAGUCCCUGCCGUAUCAUGUUUCCACCCAAAACGCAAGCGCAAGAAGAAGCUGGGCCAACGCGGUGGGCCAGAAUUUGUGGCCGAGCCCAUCGACGUCCGGUCCAUGUCCUUCGUCGGGACCCACGAGUAUUUGGCGCCGGAGAUAGUGUCGGGAGAGGGCCAUGGGAGUGCUGUUGAUUGGUGGACGCUAGGAGUAUUUAUGUUCGAACUAUUUUAUGGGGUCACGCCCUUUAGGGGAGUGGACAAUGAGCUAACCCUAGCUAAUAUCGUGGCUCGAGCCCUCGAGUUCCCGAAAGAGCCCGCCGUGCCUGCUACAGCCAAGGACCUCAUAUCACAACUAUUGGUCAAAGACCCGGCCAGGCGACUAGGGUGCACAAUGGGUGCGUCGGCCAUCAAGCACCACCCAUUUUUCCAAGGAGUCAAUUGGGCAUUGUUAAGAUGUACUCCUCCACCUUUUACCCCUCCACCAUUUAGUAAAGAAGUUGUAUCAGAUGAAAGUUGUCCAGAGACCCCUGUGGAGUAUUAUUAAUGAGCACAAAAAAAAAAAAGAAAAAAAAAAAAAAGAUUUUUAAUAAGAAAGGAAAUUUCAAGUGGGCAAGAAGGUAAGAAUCAUAAUAUGGUCCACUUGCCCUAAUUUGACCCGCUUUGACUCGAUCAUGGCUGCAAACUUUUUACCAUGUGCAUUGGCAAUUUUACAUGCAAGUGAAAAUUGGGACAAUUAUUGUGAGGGUAAAAGCAGUUGCAAAUUGCCAUCACAUAGAGAGAGAUUGAAAACUUAGCCUCAACCGGGACGGCAAGAAAUUGAUGGCUGGCAGCAAAAAUUGAGCGGAAUGUUUUUGGUUUCUCACUAUAAUGUCAUCGACAGCUGGGUUCCUGUUUGUAUGUUUUUAGUGGCGUAUUUUUUUUCUUUUAUAGAAAAUUGCGGGUCAAUGGCUGUGUCGGGAACAUUGGAUCCUGAAAAUUUAGACAAUGAUAUUGACGGGAAGGCUGGUGGCGCCGCGUGAUUUGGCUGUUCUCCCAUCGCGGGGACGGAGCGAAUGGGCAUGUCUAAUGUCUUGAUGGAACAGGGCCGGUUUGUGUGUGUGUUUGCUUGUGAAGAGCACGUCCACCCCACGUGAUCGUGUUUUGUGGGAGGCAAAGAGUGUGGGCCUGGGAAAGAGGGUUGCGAGAGCUAGUCUUCUUUUCUUUUUCGGUGAUGAGUCACAUGAUGCUUGUUCUCUUCCUUAAUAAUAUCAUGAAAAUGAAAGUUUAUGUUUUUUUUUUCCUGCCUUUCA
This is a messenger RNA of Alnus glutinosa, 2180 nucleotides long. RefSeq names its product serine/threonine-protein kinase D6PKL2. The coding region runs from base 68 to 1435 and encodes 455 amino acids. Gene Ontology annotation, molecular function: ATP binding; protein serine/threonine kinase activity. The record is from RefSeq and is a predicted model, not a curated record. The transcript is spliced from 2 exons. Gene Ontology annotation, biological process: protein phosphorylation. Gene Ontology annotation, cellular component: cytoplasm; nucleus; plasma membrane. Lineage: Eukaryota; Viridiplantae; Streptophyta; Magnoliopsida; Fagales; Betulaceae.